This is a messenger RNA of Tinamus guttatus (white-throated tinamou), 167 nucleotides long. Lineage: Eukaryota; Metazoa; Chordata; Aves; Tinamiformes; Tinamidae. The record is from RefSeq and is a predicted model, not a curated record.
CCGAGAAGGUGACUUCCCUGGGGAAGGACUGGCACCGGCCCUGCCUGCGCUGCGAGAAAUGCAACAAGACGCUGACGGUGCGACAGCCAGCGCUCCUGGCGCAGCCCGACGACGGCGUGAACCCACCGCAGCGGGCAGGCGUUUUAAUUCACCCCGUAGCAGACUAG